UCUUUUUCUUUCUUUUUUCUGAUUGAUUUGAUGCUUUUAUAUGCUCUUGCAUUCUUUAUCUCGUGUUUAAAAUAGCAUUCCGUGUGUUCAUAAACUGGCUGCCAAGUAUAAAUAUUAGCCUUGCUCUUCGUUAAACUUGCAUCCAAGCUCCUUUGGUUUAUACGACCUGUAAGAGCUAGCAAUGGAAGGGUUCCCCAUCUCCUACAAUUUCACUUGUCUUGUUUUGCUUCUGACAUGGAGCUUGAUCGUUUAUCUCUACUACUCUUUCUGGUGGAGGCCCGAGCCAAGGCUUAGAAAGCAAGGAAUCAGAGGUCCCCAGCCUAAUUUUCUACUGGGAAACAUUCCAGAAAUUAAGCAAGCUAUAGUUCAGAAUAGAAGUGAAAGUACUCCAAGCAUGGAAAGCGACAGUUUUUCAGGUUUCCCAAGUUUCAAGCAUUGGUGCAAGAAAUAUGGUAACACGUUCAUGUUUAAACUUGGGGCGUUGCACUUCUUGUAUGCCACUAAUCCGUUCAUGGUGAAGGAAAUAAAACUCUUUAGAUCGUUGGACCUGGGAAAACCUGCUUAUCUACAGAAGGACAGGGGAGUUCUGUUAGGCAAAGGCGUUAUUACAUCAAAUGGACCGGCUUGGUCUCACCAGAGAAAGAUUUUAAGCCCCCAGCUCUAUGUGGACAAGGAUACUUUGAACAUAAUUGUUGAAUCUGGUAGCACUGUGAUUAAAUCAUGGGAAAGAAUAUUAAUGGAAUCCAAGGAUGGAUUAGAUGCAGAUAUCAUGGUGGAUAGCCACAUGAGAAGCUUCACCUCCUGCAUAAUCUCAAAGCUUGUGUUCGGGCAUGAUCAUUGUAGAGGAAUGAACGUAACUGCAAGGUGUCACACUCUUUUUAGGGCAAUGGGAACACCAACGACAAUUGGGAUUCCAUUCUUGAGGCAAGUCCUCUCCUCUCCUCGAUCUCCUUGUAUAUACAUAUAUAUGUGUAAUUAA
Molecule: messenger RNA, 979 nt
Organism: Populus nigra (black poplar)
Lineage: Eukaryota; Viridiplantae; Streptophyta; Magnoliopsida; Malpighiales; Salicaceae
Product: cytochrome P450 714C2-like
Exons: 3
Coding region: 182-979 (265 amino acids)
Molecular function (GO): heme binding; iron ion binding; monooxygenase activity
Source: RefSeq, a predicted model, not a curated record